AUGGAGGCGGUGUUGACGGAGCUCAAGAACGAAGGGAACGCGCAGUUUGCGUCCGGCAACGCCAGGGGCGCGAUUGUGACCUACAAGAAAGGCAUCCGCCUCAUCGAAGCCGAUGCAGGCGAGCAGCAACAGGAUGUCAAGCCUGUGGGAACGUCGGCCACGUCCUCGACAACAUCUGAGGAGGCGCGGAGACUACACGUGCUGCUCUACUCGAACAUGUCGAACGCGUACUUGAGCCUGAGUGAUUUCCGUGCGAGUUGGGAGAUGGCUGCAGCGGCGACGAGACUCGACCCGCAUGCUUGGAAGCCGUGGAUGCGCUUCAUCGAGGCUCGGCGUCGCGGCGGCUUCCCGUUCGACGCCCUUGUGCACUCGCUGCGAUACUUGCGCCCACUCCUGCGCGCAGAGCGGGAGCAGAGGCGCAUGACGGCGGCAGCUGCGACGGCGGCUCUUGACGCCAUCGAAGCCCCGCUGUGUGACGAGUUGGGACUGCGGCGCCUCUCACCGGACAUCGAGCUCGUCGAGUACGCUGGCGGCGUGGCGAUGAUCAGCCGUCGCCAGUUUCAGCCGAGGGAUGUGAUCUUUGUCGAGCACAAGUACACCAGGAUCAACUUCGAGGAAAGCGGGAUGAGCACGCAACCUGGCUUGACAACGGAGUCGAUUGUGGAGUACUUCGCAGAGCGCCUGCGCCCUGAGCAGGCUGGGGCGAGUAGGCGUUGGUGCAACUUCAAGAGGGAUUUCACAGGCGCAUGGCCGCGCAACGACGACGACGUCGACGUCGACACCCGCGAGACGAUAAGCAGCCACCUACGCACCCGCUUCCCCGACGUUGCCGAGGACGACUUCCGUGAGCUACUCAGCACCGCCCUUAUGUGUCGCUUCAACUGCUUCCACUCGGGGUUCUUCCGCACCUGCGCCCUGGCGAACCACAGCUGCCACGCCAACAUCGCCAUGAAGUAUAGCAGCGUGGAGGAGACGGUCAAAAUGAUCGCUGUCGACAUCAUCCAGCCCGGCGAGCUCAUGAACGUGAAGUACCUCAGCGACGCCCACUUCCUGCUUGGCGUAGGCAAGCGCCGAGAGCUGCUGCGCUCCUGGCUCUUCUGGUGCCAGUGCGACCGUUGCCAGCGAGACAGCCAGGUCACGGCAAUCUCCGAGUUCGUUGAGUGUUCUGCUUGCGGUACCUUCUCGCACUCCGCCCUGAUGGGCUUCAACCCCGCCUCUGAUCCGCUGCUUCAGGCAAGGGAAGCAUGUUGUGCGUGCAGCGCGGACAUGGUGUGGUCACCAGAGCAGCGCGACCUCCUCCAUAACGAGCUCAUGCACACGUUCACAGCCAGCACAUCUUACUACACCUCCACCGAACUCGCUGCGUGGAUGCACACGCAGCUCAAGAUGACGGAGAAGUUGCGCCUGCACCCCGAGCACUGGAUCUACCGCGCGCUCUUCUACUUUUUCGCUGUGGCGCUAACGGCAAUGGUCGAUCGCGUCAGCGCGGGGCUAAACGAGCCGCGUAUCUCGCAGCUUGUGGUGGACGAGAUGAAGCACCUCUUCGGGGCCUGCGGUCUGCAGACAUACUACCUUCCCCGCUGCGCCGCCGCCCGCGCGAAAGCCGGUGCGGCGAAGCACAUGGCUGGCGUGGUGGCAAUGGACGAAGUCGUGUGCACAAGCAGCGACAGCGGCGGCGGUGGCGAGUUUCUCAAGAGCCUCAUCAUUCUCUGGGAACUGCUGGUGCCUUUCUACCCUGUGAACGAGAUGUGGUCCGUCAACGACGCCAUCUGCAAGCUGGUGCUGCUGCACUUAGUGUACCCUACGCCAGCGUCGUCACUGGCCCCGCCGCUGGCGCUGAAGCUGCUCCGGCGGCAUGGUAGCUAUGUCGGGGACGUCAAUGGUGCAAAGUGGCUCCACAGCUAUAGUAUGCACCGGACCACCUUCAACACCAAGGAGCCGCUGCCGUUGGCGAAGGUGAAGAAAGCCUUCAAGGGUGGCUGA
This is a messenger RNA of Leishmania mexicana MHOM/GT/2001/U1103, 1983 nucleotides long. RefSeq lists its product as hypothetical. Bases 1 to 1983 code for a protein of 660 amino acids. Lineage: Eukaryota; Euglenozoa; Kinetoplastea; Trypanosomatida; Trypanosomatidae. The transcript has a single exon. The record is from RefSeq and is a predicted model, not a curated record. Gene Ontology annotation, molecular function: protein binding.